Plasmodium cynomolgi strain B is the source of this 872-nucleotide messenger RNA. Its product is annotated as tryptophan-rich antigen. The record is from RefSeq and is a predicted model, not a curated record. NCBI's taxonomy places the organism in Eukaryota, Apicomplexa, Aconoidasida, Haemosporida, Plasmodiidae. The annotation marks the transcript as partial. The transcript has a single exon.
AGCGCCAGAGACCAAUUCCCCCCACUUGUAGACAUCCCAGGUGCGAGCGCCCUUGCACUCAGAUCGUUCAGCAACCAGUUAAGGCAAUAUGAAAACAGAAAUUCGGAAGGCCACUUAAAAAAAUGGAUAGGAGAAUUAAACCAAGAGUUCAGCCAAUUUAAAGAUAUAAAAAUUAAAGAAAUAGAAAAAACAGAAAAACAAAAAGAGGAAGCUUGGGAUCAUUGGCUCACUAUCCUGGAACCAGAAUGGGUUACUUUUAGCAACUUCAUUGAACAAAAAAAAGAUGGCUCCAGAAAAAGGAAGAUGAUUGGGCUGCAUGGAUAAAGGAGAUGGAACAAAAAUGGAUUAAUUAUAAAAAAAGAAAGGACAGAAAAUAUAUAACCAAAUAUAGAGAUGGUACCUUAGACUGCAGUGAGCGCGAAUGGAACAUCAUGAUGAAAAAAGAAGUAGAAGAAAAUAUGAUCGCUGAUUAUAAAAAAUGGAUGAGAGAUGCUGAAGAAAAUUUUAAUAAAUGGAUAUCUAAAGAUCUCGAUAUAUGGAAGAGAAAAAAAUUCGAUGAAUGGUUAAAUGUAGAAUGGAAAAAAGAAGAAGAUGCCCACUGGGAAAAGGAUUCUAAUACACCUUAUGCAGACUCCAUGAAUCCAUUAUUCCCAGUAAUUAAAAAAUCCUUCGAUAUGUACAGUGCUAGAAAAAAGAGAGAAAAGGAACACUGGAACAAGCUAACUGAGAAUAUUGGAAAAACUCUUACCAAUAAAAAGUACAUUGAAUGGGAAAAUCUGAAAAGAAGCAAAAGCGCUUGGUAUAACGAAUGGAUGGACUUCUUCCUCCAAGCAUGCUUAAAUUCAAAAGUUAGAAAACAUAGAUCCAGUCGC